Trichomonas vaginalis G3 is the source of this 357-nucleotide messenger RNA. RefSeq names its product Poxvirus D5 protein-like family. The record is from RefSeq and is a predicted model, not a curated record. The coding region runs from base 1 to 357 and encodes 118 amino acids. NCBI's taxonomy places the organism in Eukaryota, Parabasalia, Trichomonadida, Trichomonadidae. The transcript has a single exon.
AUGACAGAAAAAUUAACUUUUUACAUAGCGCCAGACCCUUCUUGCCCACAUCUUUUUAAGCCACAAUAUAUAGACAUAGAACUAAAUAGAGAAAGCGAAAUUCCACAAACAGAAGAAAGCGAAAUUCCACAAACAGAAGAAACAUAUAGAGACCUAGAUAACGAAAAUGGAUAUGCGCUAUUCUGGUUAGAUUGUCCUUAUGAAAUGUAUGAAUCAAAGGCUUUAUAUGAAGAAUAUAGAAAAUAUUGUCAUGAAAACGAUAUAAGACCAAGCUCUAGAGAAAAAUUCUAUGCUGGUAUAAAACAUCUUUUCGAAGUUCAGAAUGGUGUAUAUACAAAGAAAAAUUUUUCUGAGUAA